UCUUCCUCCGCCCUUCCCAUGCAGACAGGAGCCACGUCACCCCAUGCCUGCACUAGGACAGCUAAGCAGACUUGGGCAGGGUGGGACAUUCUGGGGAACAAUCCCCUACUUUGCACUGGCACACGGGAGGAAGAGGGCUGCAGGGAGAUCAGAGAGUAGGUAGAAACUGUGUCUCAUAGAACUGAGAUUAAGUACACUAGGAGAAGGAGUGAGGGGUCCAAUUCAUUCUGGAGACAAAAAUAUUACUGGAGAAAGUUUUUAUGCUAGGAAAGCAAGAGUUAACUCAGCUGCCAGGAGACAAGAACAGGGGACUUCAUACUCCCAGAGAAAGAAAGUUUAAUUGGGAGAGUUUAACUGAUCCAGGAAAGAAAAAGGAAAAGAUUCACUGUAGAGUUUUACCAGGUAGCAGAGAGACUCUCUUGGGAGAAACCAAGCGAACAACCCAACCUUCCCUGCUAUUCAAAACCACACUGAUUAGUUUGCCCCUGGGAAAUUCUUUGGAGCAAUGAAUAUAUUCCGGAUCCUGGGAGAUGUCUCCCAUUUGCUGGCAAUGAUCAUAUUACUGGUCAAGAUCUGGAGAUCCAAGUCCUGUGCUGGUAUCUCCGGGAAGAGCCAGAUCCUUUUCGCUCUUGUCUUCACGACCCGUUAUCUUGACCUGUUCACCAUCUUCAUCUCAGUCUAUAACACCGUGAUGAAGGUCAUUUUCUUGGUGUGUGCCUACAUCACAGUGUAUAUGAUCUACAUGAAGUUCCACAAAACAUUUGACAGAGAGCAUGACUCCUUUCGUCUGGAAUUCCUCUUGGUCCCUGUCACGGGCUUGUCCUUUCUGGAGAACCACAGCUUUACCCCCUUAGAGAUCCUCUGGACCUUCUCCAUCUACCUGGAAUCAGUGGCCAUCCUUCCUCAGCUCUUCAUGAUCAGUAAGACAGGAGAGGCAGAGACCAUCACGACCCACUACCUCUUCUUCCUGGGUCUCUAUCGUGCACUCUACCUUGCGAACUGGAUCUGGCGCUACCACACUGAGAACUUCUAUGACCAGAUAGCGGUGGUUUCUGGGGUGGUACAGACCAUCUUCUACUGUGAUUUCUUCUAUCUCUAUGUCACCAAAGUCCUGAAGGGAAAGAAGCUAAGUCUCCCAAUGCCAGUCUGAAAACAGUACCACAGAAGUUUCUGCAGAUGCAGUUCGAAGAUCACAGCUUUCUGCUGCUCCACAUUGACAAAAAUGGCUCCGCUAAGAAUCUCAACUCAGCACCAGGAAGAUAGUGAGACUUGAAUGGCUAAUAAGCUCUUGAUCUGCAUGGGACUUUUCCCUUAAAUAUCUGCUAGUGUUUCUGUUUAAGUGAAUUUUGUACUGGUGAAUGGUUCUGGCUAGUGACUGAAAUCCUAUUCUGAUAGAUACAGAUGUCAAAGCUUUUAUUCUCCCUUGUUUCCUCAUUUCCAAAACUGCCUCAAGCUGGACCCCUUAAGGGAUCAAUCACCUCAAGGAGUGAAGUUUUGUUUCCAUGGUUUAUUCUACUUUUUUCCAAAAAAUACAACCAGUUGUAAAACAGUUAAGGGUUUAAACAGGAACCCCAAACCACCAGUCCAUUUCAUACUAGGGAAACAGUGGCAGAUCACUUGCUAUUACUGCCAUUUGUUUGCAGUGCCCUUGCAGCCAUGUAAUUAUUCUAACAUAAGCCAAUAUAAACUAGUAAUUAAGAGGUGCAAUUCCCAAUAUCCCAGUCUAUCCCAGGUUUAAAACUGCAAAGGUUACAUUGAAGUUCCUUCAGUAUUGUAAAUACUCAAGCAUUCUGCUCUACUCAAUCCCUCAGUUUCUGAUGUUCUACUAAAUAGCGAGCAUUUUUAUUAAAAUGUUAUUUGGUUGCUGACA
Pelodiscus sinensis (Chinese soft-shelled turtle) is the source of this 1870-nucleotide messenger RNA. RefSeq names its product KDEL endoplasmic reticulum protein retention receptor 3 (gene KDELR3). The record is from RefSeq and is a predicted model, not a curated record. NCBI's taxonomy places the organism in Eukaryota, Metazoa, Chordata, Testudines, Trionychidae. Gene Ontology annotation, biological process: protein retention in ER lumen. Gene Ontology annotation, cellular component: membrane. Gene Ontology annotation, molecular function: ER lumen protein retrieval receptor activity.